GUAGAGACACAACAAGCCCGCACGACACAGCACCGACCACAGACUCCUCCUCAACACGGUGCAACAGUGGACAAAUUGCCCUCAUUUAGCAUUUAUUUAGCGGGUUGAGGGGGCUCCUGCUCAAUGCUCUGAAGUGUCCAAAGAGAUUCCUUUCUGUCUCCGAGCUCAGAGGUUUCUUUUUGUUGGCGUGCAAUAAUUAUCCGCGCUCCGCUGGACUUAUAAUCGACCAGCGAUUCACGACUUAUUUUCUCCCGCGGAGAAAUCUGCAGACCAGAACUGGAGCGCGUUGGUGAUGGACCGGGCUCUGGCAGCUCGGUGAUGCUUUUAGCGGAACACUCAAACGGUUUGUUUAAACGCAGAGCUGAGUACAAAACUGCAUCGGGUCAAACACUGGUCCUCUGUACGCUCGAAAGGAUGAUGCCAGAGAUCCUCACUGCUAAAUUUAUACUUUCCUAGUUUUGAUUCGAUGCAUUCAAACACUCGCAUGUUAACGAUGGAUCUGACAGUGGAAACAGAACAACUGGACUCAAACCAGCCUCCAGCAAUAGAAGUUUUUGCUCACAGCUCGACCCUGCACGGAAUCUCCCACAUCUUCACUUACGAGCGCUUCUGCAUCAAACGUUUCCUGUGGUUUGUCUUCUUCUUGGCCUCGCUGACUUUCCUGCUCUACGUGUGCGUGGAUCGGAUCCACUUCUACCUCGAGUACCCACAUGUCACCAAGCUGGACGAGGUCUCGACCCCGGCCAUGACGUUCCCGGCGGUGACCUUCUGCAACCUAAACGCGUUCCGCUUUACCCGGCUGACCCCCAACGACCUGUUCUAUGUCGGGGAGUUGCUGGCCCUGCUCAACAACAGGUAUGAGAUCCGGGACAUACACCUUGUGGAGGAGAGCGUGCUGGAGAGCCUGAAGCUGAAAACCGACUUCCAGAAUUUCAAGCCUCGACCUUUUAACAUGCUAGAAUUCUACGACCGCACCGGUCACGACAUUAACGACAUGCUGCUGUCCUGCCAUUUUCACGGCACAGAGUGCAGACCGGAGCACUUCAAAGUGGUCUUCACUCGUUAUGGGAAAUGUUACACUUUCAAUGCUGGUGGAGAUGGACAUCCCCCGCUCAUCACUACCAAAGGGGGUAUGGGCAACGGGCUCGAGCUCAUGCUGGACAUUCAGCAAGAUGAAUACCUGCCAGUCUGGGGAGAAACGGAUGAGACUUCAUUUGAAGCUGGGAUCAAAGUUCAGAUCCACAGUCAGCAAGAGCCGUCCUUCAUCGACCAGCUGGGAUUUGGUGUUUCACCCGGAUUCCAGACGUUUGUGUCCUGCCAGGAACAACGGCUUAUAUAUUUGCCCCCGCCCUGGGGAGACUGUAAGGUGACGCCCAUGGACUCAGACUUCUUUGACACCUACAGCAUCACAGCCUGCCGCAUAGACUGCGAGACCCGCUACCUGGCGGAAAAUUGCAACUGCCGCAUGGUGCACAUGCCCGGCAGUGUUCCUUACUGCACCCCCCAGACGUAUAAAGACUGUGCUGACCCAGCUCUUGAUUUCUUAGUGGAACAAGACACUGAUUACUGUGUGUGUGAGACGCCGUGCAACAUGACCAGGUACAACAAAGAGCUGUCCUUCGUCAAGAUCCCCAGUAAGGCCUCAGCCAAGUAUCUUGCAAAGAAAUACAACAAAACAGAGCAGUACAUUAAGGACAACAUCUUGGUUUUAAACAUCUUUUUUGAGGCUCUCAACUAUGAAACUAUUGAACAAAAGAAAGCAUAUGAAGUGGCUGGACUUUUAGGUGACAUCGGUGGUCAGAUGGGGCUCUUUAUUGGGGCAAGCAUACUGAGUAUUCUUGAGAUAUUUGACUACUUGUACGAGGUGAUAAAAUACAAGCUGUCUCGCUGCUCUGAUAAGAAGCACAAACACAACAGCACCGACCAGGCAACGGUCUUGAGCUUAGAUGACGUCAAUUGUCAUGUCAGUAACUUUCAUUAAACCUCUGGUGUCUGGAGGAUGGGGACUCUGCCUGGACUUUGCUGAUGCAACAGAAAAGGAUGUGUGAGGAUGAAUGAACUGUGCCUGUUUAGGCUUAACUUUCUCUGAACACGGUCAUGUGGCCAAAAGUAGACGGACACAAAGACACUCAGCAAGCUGCAGAUACCAGAGAUCAACCUGUUCUGAAGAUAGAUCAACUGCAUGGUCAUCUGUAAACUUCUUUUAAAGACAAAGAAAGCGAUGCAGUGAAAUGGGCAUCAGCUACAUGAAGGUUCAUAAGGUGUGCUGUGCUGUAGUGUGUUUAUCUGAUAAGGCUUCAUGUUAGUUGAUUGUUCAUUUUUAAGACUUUUCUUAGUUCUGCAGUGGCCCUGUUGCCUAAGUCAUUUUUAUAUUCCUGUCCUCCAUCCUCAUUUUAAGAGCAUCUGCCCAUGUUAAACUCAGUGCAUUCUGCCAAAACACUGUGCUACCUCAGCUUUUAGUGCAACAGUGCCACUAAGAAUUUAUAGACCAAGCAAAACUGACCACCAGUUGGGAAAUUUUUAAUGAACUGAAAAAAGGACGAAGAAUAUGUGGCUAUAAAUCCAUAAGGAGGUGGAAGCCUUUUAACAGAAGACAUUUGCUAAGGCUCUUCAGUUUUAUAGUUUAUUGCAGUCCUGGAACCCAGUUUGAUUUAAACCUUUAGGUAAUGGAUUAGGAGUUUGUGGCAGUAAACAUAUGUUUCAGAUUUUAUGAUCAUUAUAACAAUAUUAACAUAAUGCUACUGUUGAUAUAUUGCAUUCUGACCUAGAAAAGGUGCAAACUUGAAUUUGAUUUCUUUAUGACUGUAAUUGUAACAAUGGGCCUUUCCCAGCCUAAAACUGCUUAAGUGAUCUAAUUGUUAAAUGUCUGAAGGGCAACAUAAAGAUCUAGUAAAAAGUCACUAUUUUCUUGUUGCCAUUUCCAAUUGUGAAAAUCGACACAUCUCUGCCUCACUUUGAGGGCAUGUUCUCUUGUGUUUCCCAUAUUGAAGAGUAGCUAAAAUAAUUGGGGCCCAUUGUCACCCUAUAUUUGUACAGUUUAAGAAACUAAAGUAUCACAAAAAUGCUAAUGUUACAGUUGUUUUAGAGGAAUUGUUAGGGAUGCCAAUAAUUGUGGCAUUAGAGAUUUUGUUUAACACAACUAUCUGUUAAUUUUUUUUUUUUGUAAUCCAGUUAAAAUAUAUUUUCAGUUUGAAACGUAAACUAUUUUAAGGCUUUUUACACAACUUUACCAGUGGUGCCAACAAUUGUGGAGGAAGAAAAAGAUGUCAGCGAAGCAUUCAUCUAAUUGUUUAGAGCAGUGGUUCUCAGACUCACAAUAGGUACCACUUCAGUCCUUACAUUGGUGCAGCAGGACUAGACUUUUUUAGUUUGCAUUGCUUUUUAAAAAAGACAACAUAGAAGAGGAAAUGCAGUACCUAGCAAUUACCAUGUAUGUUUGGCUAUAGGAAGCAGAUUAACAUUAAUGGUACAUUCGAUUAUUACUCGGAAAUUAAAAGUUUCCAUUUCCAAUAAGGAAAAAUAGUCAGGAGGUCAACUGAAGUCAACAUUCUAAGAGGGGCAGAGGAAGGUCUCUCAAUAAUCGAUCUUGAAAUCUAAUAUGGCUGCAGAGUCUUUUAAACACAGUAAUAGCUGCAGUAAUGAACCUUUUACUGUUUGUAUUUAAUUAAAUCUUUGACACAAAAUACUCUGCAACCCAGACAAUGUGUUCCAUUAGUGUUCUAAUACAUAAACAGUGAAGAAAUACCCUGUUAUUAACUUGCUGUUGCUAAUAGUAAUGAGCUUGUCAUUUAGCAUAGCAGUUGGCAUAUCCCAACUUUCAGCUAACAGUGGCUUUAGAGGAUAAAAUACAGAACUGAAUGUUUUAUUUCAGCCCCAACGCUCAUAUCUGAAGGUAUGCAUUUGAAUCCCAUUCCAACUCUAACACAACUUACUGCUAUAAAAUUGUUGGCUGCGUGACCACAUGGUCAGGGCCAGCUCAAAGUUUCCAGAUUAGCAGUUUGUAUUUGUAUAUAUCUGUCAAGUAAAGCCUCAAUGCAUUCAGCCAUCUAUUCAUAGAGGUAUCAAAUGUCUUCAGUUCAAAUGAAGUACUGUGAAGGCAACUUCCAAUUAUACUGCAGAAAUUUUCCAUAUGCAGGUAGUAGUUUUUAAGAAACCUGUGAUUUCAGUGUCCAUUUAUUGACAUUAGGUUGUCCCAGAUUUCAUUUUUUAAUGGGGCCUGUUGAAGACACAGUGGUUCCUUUGUUUGGUCACAUCAAAGACACAUGAACGUGCAUAUCAAGGGCAACUUGUCAAUGACUAUAAAAUGCUCAGAGAUAGCUUUCAGUAAACUAAAAACAUGCAAAUGAUAACUGUACCCUUAAUUAAUCAAUAAAAAUUAGAUCAGGCCAAAAAAGGCAAAUUAAAUUCAUAAUAAACAGGAUAGUUAUUUAGGAGUUUUGCCCGGUUUUGAGCCAAUUUAUUAAGGCUUCUAUUUACUAUAAAAAUAUAAUAUUACACAAUAAUCUCCUCUCCAGAAUUCAGAAAAAAAGAUUUGUGAUUCAUAGCUAAACAUUCAGGAAAUUGCUUUAAAUAUGUCCUAUAAAAAUGAAAUCAAAUAAACAUGCACUUACCAGAUUAUAAACAUUAGCAAAAGAUGUCACAUAUUGUAAAAAAUCUUUUUUAACUCAAAUGUAACUCUGUAAAUCUCAAAACAACAAAUAACCAAUGUAUGUGGGAAAAUUCUACAUGUUUAUAUUUGUCAUUUUCAUUUUUCAGUCAGUUUAACUCUGAGAUCACAUCAAUGGGGAAGAGUAUACUGAAUGUGCUUUUCCAUCUUCUAGGGCUCUGACUUGCAUGUAUCGGCCCACAGCAGGUGUCUUAAAAAAUGCCGUCCAAGUCAAUCAUGUGUGUCCUCUGUCUGCUUGCAGUAUGCUUGAUAGUAUUUGUACAGUAUGUCCUGACAUUGUUUAGGUCAUGCAAAGUGAAGAUAGCUCCUGCCCUCUGUUAGCCUGUAAACAUGUGAGCUUUUGUGGGUGCAUGCUCAUGAGUUUCUCUUCUGUUUACAUCUUAGAUGUUGUAUCUUAGCUGAGCUUUGUGUAAGCUUCAGCAGGAAAAGGGAAUGUGUAGCUGUGUUGUGUUAGCAUCCAGCACAAACAUACCAUCGGCUGUAACUUGAUGUAAAUACUGCAGUGACCAUGGAUAAUAGUCCUAUUGUACUAGUGUUGCUUGCGCUGGGUUUAUUUGGCACAGACUAGCUCUGCGUCUUAGUUUUCUGUACAUAUGAGUCUUGAUUAUUUAUCUAAAGUAUAUGGAAUAGAGAAGCUGUGUCUUUUUUUUAUUUGAUUUGUAACAAUUAAAACAUCUCUUUUCAUUAGUGUAUGUAGAUAUGUUGCCAGGUUGUUAUUUUCGAGCUGCAUGAACUCUUGAAUCUCUAUGAAAGUUCACAGGUUGACACGCUUACUGCUUUUCUUCCAGGCCUUUACUGUAGACUUUAGAAUUUUGUUUGAGAAGUAAAGGAAUGCUGUUUCCAUUUGCAGAACUAUGGAGGAAAAACAGAUUUAUAGCAGUAGAUUUAUUAAAGACGAUAUGCUAACUUUAUAUACCCGUUUUGUCAUUUUUUGUGUUACCUACCUUUUUCACAUCUUUUCAUGCUCACGCUUGGAAUUUCAUAUGAUAGAUCACCACAAAGUUGUGUUAUUGUGAAGAAGAAAAAUGAGUUUUAUUUUUGUCCGAAUAAAAUCCUGAAAAGUG
This is a messenger RNA of Girardinichthys multiradiatus, 5730 nucleotides long. RefSeq names its product acid-sensing ion channel 1A-like. The coding region runs from base 467 to 1981 and encodes 504 amino acids. The transcript has 10 exons. Gene Ontology annotation, biological process: sodium ion transmembrane transport. NCBI's taxonomy places the organism in Eukaryota, Metazoa, Chordata, Actinopteri, Cyprinodontiformes, Goodeidae. The record is from RefSeq and is a predicted model, not a curated record. Gene Ontology annotation, cellular component: membrane.